Messenger RNA from Ostreobium quekettii, 651 nucleotides. The record is from the annotation of a GenBank genome assembly. NCBI's taxonomy places the organism in Eukaryota, Viridiplantae, Chlorophyta, Ulvophyceae, Bryopsidales, Ostreobiaceae.
AUGAACCCUCUGACCCAGAUCAAGAACACGCAGAAGGCCACCCGCCGCGAAUGGGCCCUGGGGAUCGGAGAUUCCGCCUCGUGGCACGCGCGCUUCGCGCACUCGGCCUACGUCUUCGCGGGGGGGCUGAAUUACGAGCUGACGGAGGGGGACCUGCUGGCGGUGUUCGCGCAGUAUGGCGAGGUGGUGGACGUCAAUUUGGUGACGGACAGGGAGACCGGCAGGUCGAGGGGGUUCGCAUUUGUGGCGUACGAGGACCAGAGGAGCACCGUGCUGGCGGUGGACAACCUCAGCGGCGCCAGGGUGGCGGGCAGGACGAUCCGUGUGGAGCAUGUGGACAAGUAUAAGAUGAAGCAGAAGGAGGUUCCUCAGGCAGAGGCGGUGGGCGGCAAUGCGGAAUGGGAGGGGCAGCAGCGGAGCCGACCAGACAGGAGCGCGGACGAUGUAGGGAGGUGGCAGCAUGACAAGUUCCAUGAAAUGGAGGCAGGGAACACAGAGGCCGGAGAACCAAGGGCAGGUGUGGCUGUGCACGGCAAUGGCGACGUACCCUUGGGCCCAGUGUUUCAACAGAUGAGCCAGCACCUCAAGGAAACUGCCAAGAAGCUGGUGCAGGAAAAGCAGGGCAGCAAGCCAGACAGUGCAAAUUUCAAG